Capsicum annuum is the source of this 1554-nucleotide messenger RNA. RefSeq names its product ankyrin repeat domain-containing protein 2B. Bases 315 to 1367 code for a protein of 350 amino acids. NCBI's taxonomy places the organism in Eukaryota, Viridiplantae, Streptophyta, Magnoliopsida, Solanales, Solanaceae. Gene Ontology annotation, molecular function: protein binding; chloroplast targeting sequence receptor activity. Gene Ontology annotation, cellular component: chloroplast outer membrane. Gene Ontology annotation, biological process: protein targeting to chloroplast. The transcript is spliced from 9 exons. The record is from RefSeq and is a predicted model, not a curated record.
CACAAAAUUGUUACGGAUUCUCCAAAAGCCCAAAGGAACCGAAGAAUCUGAGGAAAGCAUAUCGGUGCCAUUCAUUUCAAGAUUAAUCUGGCCCACUGAUUUAUAAAUCAUAGGAUAACCAAAAAAAAGUAAAAUAAAAUAAAAUAGAAAAAGGAAAAAGGUUUUGUUGAUUAUUUUGAACAAGAAGACGAAGUACAUCUGUCCUAUUUAUCAUUAUCACAAAAAACCCUUUUGCCUUUGAUUUCCUGUACCCCCAAAUCUCCCAAACCCCAAGAUAAACUCCCACUUUUUUUUUUUUAACUUCUUCUGUAGCCAUGUCUGAGGGAGAGAAGGCUUUGCCUACUGCAUCAAAAGAUGAGAAGCCUGUGGCAGCUGAGAAUAAAAAAUCUGCUGAGUCUUCCUCCACAGAAGCACCAUCAGGAGAAGGGAGAACCGCCUCUACUGCUGCAGCUGGAGCUGGGGUCCAAAAUCCCUUUGAUUUCUCAGCCAUGUCUGGACUACUUAAUGACCCAAGUAUCAAAGAACUAGCUGAGCAGAUAGCAAAAGACCCUGCAUUUAAUCAGAUGGCAGAGCAGCUUCAGAAGACCUUUCAAGGUGCAGCAGUGGAAGAAAGUGUCCCCAACUUUGAUAGCCAACAAUACUACUCUACAAUGCAACAGGUUAUGCAAAAUCCUCAGUUUAUGACCAUGGCUGAGCGGCUUGGUAAUGCAUUGAUGCAGGAUCCAUCUAUGUCUGGCAUGCUUGAGAGUUUGUCAAACCCUGCUCAGAAGGAGCAACUUGAAGAACGGAUGGCGCGUAUUAAAGAAGACCCAUCACUGAAACCAAUCUUGGAAGAGAUAGAGAGCGGAGGACCAGCUGCAAUGAUGAGGUAUUGGAACGAUCAAGAUGUUCUGAAGAAGAUUGGUGAAGCAAUGGGUUUUGCUGCUGCAGGAGAGGGUGCUACCUCAUCUGAGGUACCUGGGACAGAUGAAACAGAAGAGGCAAAUGAAGAUGAAUCUAUUGUUCAUCAGUGUGCUAGUGUUGGUGAUGCAGAGGGCUUGAAGGCUGCACUAGCUACUGGUGCUGACAAAGAUGAAGAAGAUUCAGAAGGAAGGACAGCAUUGCAUUUUGCUUGUGGAUAUGGCGAGGUGAAGUGUGCUCAGAUCCUUGUUGAAGCUGGGGCAAAGGUUGAUGCAUUGGACAAGAACAAGAAUACUGCUCUUCACUAUGCUGCUGGAUAUGGUAGGAAGGAAUGUGUAGCACUGCUGCUAGAGAAUGGAGCUGCCGUAACUCUUCAAAACUUGGACGGAAAGACGCCAAUUGAUGUUGCCAAACUCAACAACCAGCAGGACGUCCUUAAGCUACUUGAGAAGGAUGCAUUUCUGUAAACUGGCAUGGAUGUUGGGCCAUGUACAAUUGAAACUUUUGGAUGUCACAGAGAGUGAUUAUCUUUGCCAGUGUAUAAUUUUAUUGUUUUCCCAAGAUUGCCUGUUCAAAGAAUUUGCUCUGGAUGUUUUGUAUUUGUAAACAUCUUUGCUACCAUGUUAAAUUAAUCUUCAACAAAUUUUUUUCAAA